CUACAAUCUGACCACUCUAGAUUCCCACGCCAACGCGAUCCUCGCGCCUCUUCAUCUCUCUUCGAUCAAUAUGGCGGCGACUCCCGCCAGGCCAGCAGAUCACCCGCCCAACAGAGCUACGGAUAUGGAGGAUACUCAAGUCCCGGUCCGAAUGGGUAUGCGGACAAACCAGGAUACCAAAGUGCAUCACCGAAUAAGAAGGGCCAUUACUCGGACGCAGUACUCUCGUCACUGGAGUCGCAAAAUGAUGCGGAGGUUGAAGGGAUCAGUGCGAAAGUCAAGAUGCUGAAAGAUAUCACACUCGCCAUUGGAGACGAAAUCCGCGAUACGACGCAUAUGACCGAGCUGAAUGAUUCCUUUGAUAAUACCCGAGUUCGACUGCGGGGGACGAUGAACCGCAUGAUGCGUAUGGCUGACAGCACCGGUGUUGGCUGGCGGGUGUGGCUUGGGUUCUUCUUCGCCGUGUUCCUCUUGUUCUUCUACGUUUGGAUAUUCUGA
This is a messenger RNA of Penicillium brevicompactum, 498 nucleotides long. RefSeq names its product SNARE domain- containing protein. The transcript is spliced from 3 exons. The annotation marks the transcript as partial. The record is from RefSeq and is a predicted model, not a curated record. Gene Ontology annotation, biological process: endoplasmic reticulum to Golgi vesicle-mediated transport. NCBI's taxonomy places the organism in Eukaryota, Fungi, Ascomycota, Eurotiomycetes, Eurotiales, Aspergillaceae.